Molecule: messenger RNA, 818 nt
Organism: Symbiodinium necroappetens
Lineage: Eukaryota; Dinophyceae; Suessiales; Symbiodiniaceae
Source: the annotation of a GenBank genome assembly
GUGAAGCUCGUGUGUACCGGCGAGACUGACAAGCUGACUGCAGAAGAAAGGCAUAAGUAUCGACGCCACCCGCUGCGGCAGCAGGCAGUCCGGCUGGCCGACCGAAUCAGUCGCCUGAUCUGGAACACACUGAGCCAAAGCAGACAGCGAUGGUGGCGACCGGCGCAGGUCAUGGACAUGAUCCAAGACGUGCUCCAGGUCCAGCUCCACUUCGUCGAGAAGGAACAGCUCGCGCAGUCCCUAGGAGAAAAGUGCCUUAUCGUAGACACCCGAACCGGCCUCAGCAAUGAGCCGCAGUUUCCAGAUGCAAACACAACAGCCGAUCCACUACAGGAACUAACAAGCUCCAGCCCCAAGCAUCAUGACUUGCUGAACCGUGCCGCAGCGCUCUCGUGGCAGCUGGAGCCCAGCUUCGCUGCCGCGAGUCGUCGCCAACAGCAUCGCACAGGUUUCAUGUCAGCGAGCAUGCCCCGCAUUACGCUGAAACAAUACCUGCAGCAUCUGUACCGGCAACUCAUGACUCGAGACCUUGGCGAAGCGACACCUUUGCCCUGCAGCGUCCUGAUCACCGCAGCUGCGCUGCUGCAGCGACUCCAACACGCUGCCCCGGAAGUCUUCAAUCCUUUCAGCCUGCACCGCCUCUGGGCCACGGCAUUCACGCUAGCAUACGCGUGGCUCGCAGAUCUCUCCAUUCACUGGCCCACAAUGGCAGCGCUGACAGGCUACCAAAACGGUCUGGAGCUCGAGCGCACGACGGCCCUCUUCCUGCAGCUGAUCGACUGGCGCUGCUUCGUCUCGCAAGAAACCUACCAGCUGAC